GCCAGUUGAUCUAUGUUCUGAAUAAAAUUUUAAUUUUUUUUAGAAAAAUCAGUUUUCGACGAGAUUUUGAUGAGAUCGGUUGCGAAACAAUUCAAUUGAAUAUUUCGGUUCUAUGCUGGGACACUGUUGGUGAAGUGAUUUACGAAGGAAGAAAAAAAAAACGAAAAGAAAAACGAUUAAUCAAGAUAGGGGAGACGAUAAAGAAAUUUAAUUUUACUGUGAAAGUGUUGAGCUUCGUAAAGGGAAAGUUUGUGAAAAUUUUGUCGAUUUUUUUAUUCGGAGUGUUCGGAGGAUUAAAUUGCGCACCGACGAAAAAAAUAGGAUUUUGUCGUUUCGUUGCCACUAUCUGUAUAAAUGGAUAACUUCAAUAACAUCAAUUGGAUAACAUGAUACAGUAGAGGAAAUUAUGAGAAAGAAAACGACCUCCACUUAGAACACAAACUCAUUCAGAACCAAUUUGGCAAAUAAGAAAAUAAAUCAAAAUGCGUAAAAAACAGAAACAAUUGUCCAGCAUAUCGCUGGGACUGAUAACUUUGACUCUAGUAAAUAUUGUAGCCGUUUUAGGUCAAACCACAUGCAACAAUGGUCUGGGACGCGUUCUUUACGAACGACUACCCAAUCAACAAUUACAGGGAUUCGAUGAUGAUGUGGUGCGUGACACAGCACCACCAUUUCGAGUCUUAGAAAAGUGCCAAGACUUAUGUCUACGCGACAGGACUGCGUCGAAUAAUUUAGUUAGAGCUUGCACCAGUUUCGAUUUCCAACCGGGUAGUCGGAUAGCAUCGUUCAGCGGCAGUGCUGAGUACGAAGAGUCGACGUGUUAUCUGACAAGGGAGCAGCCGGCGCCGGAAGGAAUCGGUAUAUUGAUGUUGGUGCCGAAUAGUGUGCACUUUACGGAAGUUUGUUUAACAUCAAGUCGUCCGGAGAGAGAAUGCCCCAGCAGGCGAUACGUUUUUGAACGUCAUCCGAGAAAGAAGUUGAAGCUACCAGUUUCGGAUAUAAAGGAAAUUACCGCAGCCAAUCGAUCCGAUUGCGAGGAUAAAUGUCUCAACGAGUUUUCGUUUGUUUGUCGGUCAGCAAAUUUUGAUUCGAACCUGAGAAGCUGUACCAUGAGCAGAUUCACGCGUCGAACUCAUCCAGAAUUGUUAGAGGAUGAUCCCAAUUCGGACUAUUUGGAGAACACCUGCCUAAACGCCGAAAGACGGUGCGAUGGCCUAGCGGUCUAUGUGAAAGAGGAAAACAAACGAUUGGGUGGACCCUUCGAAGUGGACAUAUUCAACAAUAUGACACUGGAAGAGUGUCAAACCAUGUGCAUUCGUGCUGAAAAAUAUUUCUGUCGAUCGGUGGAAUUCGAUGAUCAAUCCAAGCAGUGUGUUCUGUCCGAAGAGGAUUCCAUAUCGCAAAAAGACGACAUUAGCAUCAGUUCCAGUCCGACGCAUCACUUCUACGACCUAGUUUGCCUGGAUAACCGUAAAUACAUCCGUGAAAAACGUGGCAAUGAAUAUCCCGACAACUCGGUCACCUCGCAUCUGUUCGCUAGCGGCCGACGACCGGACACAGCAUUCCAGAGAUAUCGGAAUUCGAGAUUGGGCGGUGAAUUUCAUUCGGAAAUUACUGGUCGUUCGCUUAGCGAAUGCUUAGACGAAUGUUUGCGCCAGACGAGUUUUCAGUGUCGGUCGGCUGUGUACAGUGACCGAUUCCGAACGUGUCGUCUGAGUCGUUACAAUCAACGGGAUGGUAUGCGAAUCAUUUACGAUGCGGACUACGACUACUACGAGAAUUUGAUGCUUAAUGUAGUGGGAGGAGAAGGCGACGAUCGUGAUCGGCCAAGCACAAGACCUGAUGGACCGGGUAAUAAUGAUUGGCGACCACCAUACUCAGGAGGCGAUAGAGAUAGAAAUAGAGACAGAUUUCCUGACGAUCGGUAUCCUAGUAGGUAUCCACCGUCAGAUGGACAGAUGACUUAUGAUAAAUAUCCGACUGGUUCGCGACCAGACUAUGGCGAUCGCUAUCCGAGUGGUGACCGUUAUCCUGCGGGUGGUGAAAGAUAUCCAGGUGGAGAAAAAUAUCCAGGCGGAGAACGACUUCCAGGUGGAGAACGAUAUCCAGUUGGUGAAAGAUAUCCAGGUGGAGAACGAUAUCCAGGUGGAGAAAGAUAUCCAGGUGGAGAACGAUAUCCAGGUGGAGAACGAUAUCCAGGUGGAGAACGAUAUCCAGCCGGAGAAAGAUAUCCAGGUGGAGAACGAUAUCCUGGCGGAGAAAGAUAUCCUGGCGGAGAACGAUAUCCUGGCGGAGAACGAUAUCCAGGUGGAGAACGAUAUCCAGGCGGAAUUGGUGGAGAAAGAUAUCCUGGAAUCGGUGACGAGGAUCGCUACCCAAUUGUUCCGGAUAACAGAUAUCCAGAUGACAUUCGUGGUGGUGUUGGACGCCCUGGAAUCGGUGGCCGCUAUCCAGACGAUAACGAUAGAGGAAGAUAUCCGUCGUCACGUUAUCCAGAUGAUAGGGAACGAUAUCCAGGUCUACCACGACCAGGAAUCGGUGGAAGGUAUCCAGUUGACGACAGAGACACUGAUCGUGGACGUUACCCUGCACGAUAUCCGGUUGGUAGAUAUCCCGAUGAACGAUAUCCGAUUGAUGAUUCCGAUCGAGGUAGAUAUCCGGGAGCGACUAGAUAUCCGUCACGGUAUCCCGAUGAUGGAGACUACUUGCCAAGUAGUCGCUAUCCACCAGACAAUAGUGUGGGAUUGCCACGACCCAUUCCUGACGAUGUUCGCCGUCCGAUCGGAAGGCCGAUUCCUGCCGGCAGAUAUCCACCAGAUGAUCGAUAUCCACCAGACGAUCGGUAUCCAACAGACAGUCGUUAUCCAAUUGACAGGCUACGACCGACUACUUCUCGAUAUCCGAUUGAUAUGCGUUAUCCAAUUGAUAGUCGGUAUCCAGACUCUCGGCCUGGCUAUUCCAUUCCACCGGAUAAUCGUUAUCCCGAAACCAGAUAUCCAACGCCCAUUUUAAGUGGUGGUGGACGCUAUCCAGUAUCGGAAAAUCGUUUCCCCGUGGGCAAUGAUCGGAAUCCAAUUUACAUCUAUCGCUACGGUAAUCGAGAAAGAUUUCCCAUCGGACCAGGCUAUGAUCGAUAUCCAAUGACCGCCUUUGACCGAGAUCGGGACCGAGAUCGUGGAUACGGCGAUAGAUUCGGCGGUGGAUUUGGUGCGCCACAAGAACCUGGCUUUGACAGAGGCGCUGGACGACCAUUUUAUGGUGGAGCUAUGGGCGGCUAUCCACCCUAUGAAUUGCCGUUCAGACCACCAGUGUCUGGUUAUGACAAUUCCUUGAAUGCUGGCACUGGCGAUGGUUUUGGUGGUUUUGGGCCAGUACGACCAGUAGGUGGUGGCUCGCGUUGCGAAGAUGGCGAUAAUUUCAAACAAAUCGGCGUUAGGCAGAAAGUUCGUCGACAAUAUGUACGGCGAGUGGUGGCUGUACCUUCGCUAAUCCAUUGCCAACGGGAAUGUGUGGAGGCUAAAGACUUUAUGUGUCGCAGUUUUAACUACAGAGACUCAGCCCUGCCUUAUGACAAUGAUGGAAGCACUGCUUCCAGAGAACGAGAAACUGCCAACUGUGAGCUGAGUGAUCGCGAUACGAGGGAAUUGGACAUUCAAAAUCCGCAAAUGUUUGACGCCAGUUCGUACGACUACUAUGAAAGGAGCAACUCGAGGAGUGGUGUGGAUGGAGAGUGUCUGGACGUCUCUCAAACUUGCAACGAGGAUGGUAUGGAAUUCACUCUCAGAACGCCAGAAGGUUUCCUCGGACGUAUUUACACUUACGGUUUCUACGAUCGUUGCUUCUUCCGGGGAAAUGGCGGUACAGCAAAUGUGCUCCGUAUUAGCGGUUCGCAGGGAUAUCCGGAGUGUGGAACCCAAAGAUACGGUGACACCAUGACGAAUAUUGUGGUCGUUCAGUUCAGUGAUAAUGUGCAAACUGGACGCGACAAGCGAUUCAACUUGACAUGCAUUUUCCGAGGACCUGGUGAAGCGGUUGUUACGUCUGGUUAUAUUGGAGCAGGUAGUUUUAACGAUGUCGACAGAUCGGGCAGUCCGAUACCGAUUGAGUAUCUGCCAGCCGAAAAUACGCUCAGCUCCAAGGUACGACUGAUGAUUUUGUACCAGAACCGACCAACCACCACCAUAGCCGUUGGAGAUCCGUUAACCUUCCGUUUGGAAGCCCAAGAUGGAUACAAUCAAUUGACGGACAUAUUCGCCACGAAUGUCGUAGCGCGUGACCCAUACUCUGGACGGAGCAUUCAGCUCAUCGAUCGAUAUGGUUGCCCCGUCGAUCCGUAUGUGUUCCCCGAAUUGGACAAGUUGAGAAGUGGAGACUCGCUGGAGGCAAGAUUCAAUGCGUUCAAGAUACCCGAAUCGAACUUCUUGGUGUUCGAGGCAACGGUACGAACUUGUAGGGAAGGUUGUCAACCGGCUUAUUGUCCUGGCCAGUCUGGACGCUCGGAACCGUCAUUCGGCCGUCGAAGACGUUCAAUCAAUGGAACUCUGGUAGUUGAAUCCAAUGCUGAACUUGAUGGUACAGUAUUAGACACUGAGAAUUCUACUUCUGCUGAGAAUGCAGUGAACGGAACAGCCACCGGCAAGGAAAAGGAAAUAUUUGAUCCGGAUACAUCACCGGAUGUGCCGGAACAUGUACGAGAAAUGAUUGAAGUGUUCGAGACAAGAGACGAAAUAGAUAGCGAUAUUGUGCCCAGGAAACUGAUACAACCUUUGAAUUCCAUCUGCCUAACACCUUCCGAAUACCAUGGCUUGAUCAGUGCAGUAGUUUUGCUGAUGAUUCUGUUGCUGAGCAUAACAUUGGCCGCUGGCUUAGCUUACAGACGCUACUGGGCCGUCAUGAUAAAGAAUCGUUCGUUGGACCGCAGCUCUCCGGUAAAUUCAUUCAUUCCGUCAGCACUCCAUCAAAAUAUGAAUGUGUCCACUCGUCAAUUUAAUGCCUCCACUUCCGGUUCAUCUAGCCAGAAUGGACGACCGAGCCUGAAUUUAUUCAAUGGAAGCUUACAGAAGACAUUCGCUACUGGAAACCUUUCACGAAUGUGUCAAUUGCCGGUUAUGAAUCCACUGCGAAACAACGGAAAUGCGACGGAAUUUGAUGAUCCAAGUGAACCGAUUUACACAGAUCCAUCGUUGUUUGAGCGAUCACGAGUUUAAAUGCUUGAUUUUCAGAUCGUUGAGGAGCAUUGCCGUUGGAAGUGAUGAGGAAUAGUUUCUUAUCGGCUGUUUUCCUUACCAAAAAAAAGUUUUCCUUUUCAGGAAACUUCUACCAUCUAAGACAUUACAAGAUAUUGCUUAGGUUUAGUGACGACCAAAAGUCAACCAAAAAUAAAAUAUUUUUAAGUUAAAGACCAUCCACUAGCACCACCAUUGUAAAUACAAUUACGCAACCAAUGCGCAUCACAUUUUUUGAUAAAAA
Molecule: messenger RNA, 5469 nt
Organism: Bradysia coprophila
Lineage: Eukaryota; Metazoa; Arthropoda; Insecta; Diptera; Sciaridae
Gene: nompA
Product: no mechanoreceptor potential A
Biological process (GO): anatomical structure morphogenesis
Source: RefSeq, a predicted model, not a curated record